AUGGAACUGAACGAGAACGAUUCGUUCAUUUAAAAGAUUCAUUCAAAAACACCGAUUCGUUAGCAGCUCUAAUUGUGAUCCACUUCGAGACAUUUAGCUACAUGUUUUGGAUACAGUCUUGGAUACCGUUUUUGCGUGAAAGUACUUAAACUGGCGUUCGCAGCAGACCGCAGAACCUAGGCAGUGGAAACUUUUUAGUCACGGAAAAAUUGUUCAUCUGGGUUUCUGGUUUUGGAUCCUUUGCUCUGUCCCAGCCAAUGUAGUUUCGGUGGAUCGCGGUCCCGUUUAGGCUUGGUGUUACAAGAACCGUAUUUUUAAUAUUUUAAAGUAUCUGUUUUCAUACGCUGGCAUCAUCUCGUGCGAACCUGCCAACGCCUUUUCUCUCCUUGGCUUCGUUAUUCCUCAAGCUGAAGGAAAAUCACUACAACGUCCAGUUUUAAAGGUUCUUAUUAAUCGUUUUAUAAACGUUUUGUAAAAUGGGUUGCACGUUAAGUGCUGAAGAUAAAGCAGCGAUGGAGAGGAGUAAGAUGAUUGAUCGGAACCUGCGAGAGGACGGAGAGAAAGCAUCCAGAGAAGUCAAACUACUGCUGCUCGGUGCUGGGGAAUCAGGGAAGAGCACAAUAGUUAAGCAAAUGAAGAUCAUUCAUGAAGAUGGCUACUCAGAUGAGGAGUGCAAGCAGUAUAAAGUCGUGGUUUAUAGCAACACUAUUCAGUCCAUCAUUGCCAUUAUCAGGGCCAUGGGCCGCUUAAAGAUCGACUUUGGGGAUCCUGCAAGAGCGGACGAUGCUCGGCAGCUCUUUGUGCUCGCCGGCACUGCAGAGGAAGGAGUCAUGACCCCUGAGCUCUCUGGGGUCAUCCGCCGGCUGUGGAAGGACGAAGGAGUGCAGACUUGUUUCGUCAGAUCACGAGAGUAUCAGCUCAAUGAUUCAGCAGCCUACUAUCUGAACGAUCUGGAUAGGAUAUCCCAGCCCACCUACAUGCCCACUCAACAAGAUGUGCUGAGGACUCGAGUCAAGACCACUGGCAUUGUAGAAACACACUUCACCUUCAAAGAGCUCUACUUCAAGAUGUUUGAUGUUGGUGGCCAGCGUUCAGAACGGAAGAAAUGGAUCCAUUGUUUUGAAGGCGUCACUGCUAUUAUCUUCUGUGUGGCGCUCAGCGACUAUGACCUGGUGCUAGCUGAGGAUGAAGAGAUGAACCGUAUGCAUGAGAGCAUGAAGCUUUUUGACAGCAUCUGCAACAACAAAUGGUUCACAGACACAUCCAUCAUUCUCUUCCUCAAUAAGAAGGAUCUGUUCGAGGAGAAGAUCAAACGGAGUCCACUUACGAUAUGCUACCCAGAAUACUCUGGAACAAACACAUACGAGGAGGCAGCAGCAUACAUCCAGUGCCAGUUCGAGGAUCUGAACAGAAGAAAGGAAACAAAGGAGAUCUACACACACUUCACUUGUGCCACGGACACCAAGAACGUACAGUUUGUGUUUGAUGCGGUCACUGAUGUCAUUAUCAAGAAUAACCUCAUAGAGUGUGGCCUCUAUUGAAGCAUCAUCUGUCUGCUAAGUUAUUUAUGGAAGAUUUCCGAGGUUCACUGACUGGUUGUUCCUGGUUUUGUCUGUUUCCUCUGUUGGCGAAUAAGCGAGAGAGACUUCCUCCCCACUGCAUGCACUCUUCACACUAAAUGCAGUAGCUAUGCCCAUGGACAUUUUUUCCCAUAUCAUUCGUAAUGACAAUCUGUUAUGAACAUUAUUUCUUUGCAUGAUACCACUAUGCAUAGAUCAUAAUCCACAAUAGACAGUAAUAUGUGUCUAUGUACUAACCUCAGUUGCAUCAAAUAUCUUUGUUUAUGUUUUUUUAACACAGCAAGCAACAAGAUUUCGAUCUGAGUGCUUUUAAUAACAAUGUAUCGGUUCUUAUGGGAAAGUUACCAUUUUGCCAUGUCUUUCAUAGCAAUUACUUAGCUAAUUUAUUCAUUUUUAGGUCUGUCUUUUAAGUUUGCAUAUAUUUGCAUACUUCUCCGAAUUAAGCCGCUAGUGUGAGAACUAUUGUUGUAUAUUGUGUUGUAUUAUUAUCAUACCUUUAGUAAUUCACAGCCCAAUCACACAGCAACAGUGCACUGUUUAUUUUUUCACUAAUUAGACAUGGAUCACUUUAUAUAACACUUUAUAUAACCCACUAUUUUUGUAUCUCUUGAAGACCAGUAUAGGUGUGAACAAAUGUUUUUUUACAGAUACAUUUCUGAAUGGUUCAGAAAUAAUGACCCUCUGUUGGGUCAAGAACACGUGGGAACAAAUGCCAUGAAAACAGAACAUGAUGGCCAGAUUUUACAAGACUUGUUUGAUGUGCUUUUGUUUAAUCCUGUGGAUUUCAGUAUUUUUAAACAAACUGACACAAUGUGAUCUGGUUUUUAAUACCUGUAUUUAAUCUGAAAAGUGUUGACAUCAAGUCAGAUGUUGCUUCCAGAACAUGCCAAACAGCCAGAGUUACCUGCAUGUGCAAGACCGAUAUUAUCCAUAUAUUAUGUAAAAAGUAUGGUAUUCCAAUUCUGGUACAUUCAUGUACUCAGUCUGGAUUCAUGUAACAAUCUGUGAUUUCUUUACUAUAUCACUGUGCGUUACUAUUUCAGCUAUUUGAAACAUGAAAGUGCAAAUGAACAACUAGCUUUAAUGAUAGCACUGAAUCACUAAUAUCCUAAUAACCUGGUUUGUUUAAUUUUCUGAAAACCCUUUUUUGAGUAGUAUUUAAAACCUGUUUUGUUUUAUGGGCUUUUCUUAUCAUAUGUAACUCUCCAAAGUACAAUGUCAACAAUUGCUGCAGUUUUGAAAAAAAUACAUAUAUAAUCAAAUUACCUUUAAGGAAACAUAUACAGUAGUAUAUACUAAUCAUGAUCAGAAAUGAUCUACAACACUUGAGUUGAAAAUAAUCUUUUAAUUUUAGUCAUUGAUGUUCAAACAAUGAAGGCAAAUUUUGACUAAGAUCAUACCUAAACGUAUUUUAUUUGUCUUGUUUUAAUGAGACUUUGUAUCUGAUCUAAUACUUCAAAUGUGCAAUUGCCAUCUUUGGAUCUUUUAUUUCCUAUUAUUCCACCAUUUCUCUGAUGGUGCCUGUGGCUCUAAAUAUGUAUAUAUGUGUAGUCUCACAAUUGUUCGACAUCUUUAAUACUCAUUUUUGCUGUAAUGAAGACACCUCUUUUUGAUUAUAUAAUACUCUUAGCAAAAAGUGUUUUGUACUGUGGUUCAUUCAAAAUUAGCUACGACACAAAGGGUCUGUGUUUGAAAAUCCCAAUUAAAACAAUGUAAGGUCAGUGUUUUGUGAAAGUAGCGCAAUUACAGUAGCGCCAAUGGCCAGCCAUUUAGUAAUUCAACACCAGCAACCAGUGAAAUUGAUGCAAGUCUUUAUUUCAUGUGCCUACAUUUACAUUCCAGAACAUCUCCACAAAUUCAGACCUCAGGUUUUAAACAAAGCAACAGGCCAUUCUAGAAUUUUCACUUGUUACUGUAAUACUGUAUCAUAAAUAUAUAGAUUUAUGUCUCCAUGUAUAUUUUAUAUAGAAUCUUUUUUUAAACAGAUUUUUUUCUUACUCUUAUUUACAAAACAUACUGCCCUACUGUAUUUGGGGCUGAAAAAUAAACAUCUUUCAUAUAUUGUGUGAGCUGGCAGAAUUCAAACAAUCACGUCUUGCUGAUAUGCAAGUUUUAACUCUCUCAAAGGAGACCAGAUGCUGUACAUAUAAGAAUGUUUCUAAUUGCUACCAUAGGACCUGAUGGGGUCCCACUUCAAUUUCUUUAAUACAGCAACAUUUAAUUGCAUAAAAUUUACUUUUCUUUUUCUGGAAAUGAAUGGAAAAAAACAUCUAACAGUCAAACCUCUAUAGGUUUAACAUUAAAUACAUUGAGAGGAAGCUUCUCCACAAGCAUCAAUAACUCGUAGCAUCAAAAGUCCCCUUUCUUUUGUAAUCCUUCUCUCGUUGUCUCUACUAGUGGUUUGACAGGAAAUGUGUUAGAGUCCCUUGGCAGGGCAGAGGCCAUUAGUCUAAUCUGGAUCUAGUCUCUGAGGUUUGGUCAAGUUGUUGAGCUUGUUCUUUGGCCGGGGAUCCGCUGACCACACUUGACUGCUUGCUGUAGAGUUCACCUUCGUGCCAUCUGUGGAUGUUCUUUUGUUACUGUAGCAACUUCACCAGAGUAAAUCCAAUCAUGCUGGUGGGGAUGGGACAGAAAGAUCUGGA
This is a messenger RNA of Sinocyclocheilus rhinocerous, 4222 nucleotides long. RefSeq names its product guanine nucleotide-binding protein G(k) subunit alpha-like. Gene Ontology annotation, molecular function: G protein-coupled receptor binding; GTPase activity; GTP binding. The record is from RefSeq and is a predicted model, not a curated record. Lineage: Eukaryota; Metazoa; Chordata; Actinopteri; Cypriniformes; Cyprinidae. Bases 477 to 1541 code for a protein of 354 amino acids. Gene Ontology annotation, cellular component: heterotrimeric G-protein complex; cytoplasm. The transcript has 9 exons. Gene Ontology annotation, biological process: G protein-coupled dopamine receptor signaling pathway; adenylate cyclase-modulating G protein-coupled receptor signaling pathway.